AUGCGUCUCUCGUUUUCAUUCCAGCCUAUCUUUGGCACCCUGGUCCUUGUUCUUGCUUUCCUUGUUUCUCCGACUCUGGUUAGCUCUGCUGCUCUUCCUGCUAUAACGAUUUACACCACCGUCGAUGCUCCCGCGACUUACACCACGCUCACUUCGUUCACUACCUACACCACCGAGGUCGUUGUCGGAACCGUCACCACUACUCAGGUGGUCACCGAAGAGAUCCUCAUUCUCACCACUGACGAUGUUGUCGGUGCCUCCACUACUGCCGCUGCGGCUGCCUCUACUUCCACGAUUGUCGACGUAGUCGACGCGUCUACCACCAGCGUCGUUGUCGUGGUUGCCGGUGCAGGCACUACCUCGACCUCGUCUUCUUCGACUCCUAGCAGCACUUCAACCUUGGCGUCUUCGACUACCACUUCUGCGGCUACUACCGAAACGAGCUCUUCCCUGUCUUUGACUACGACUGCUCCUUCUACCACUUCUACCGAGACCAGCUCUUCUUCUACUGAGUCGACUUCUGAGAGCUCGUCCUCGACUACUACCACUCCUGAUGCUGCGAUUCCGACCACUUCGUCUUCGUCUUCGUCGUCUACCGAUUAUGCGAGCUCGACCACGUCCUCUUCAUCCUCUACCGAUGAUUUGACCUCGACCUCAUCCACGUCCUCGACUUCGUCUUUUGAGACGCCUCCUAGCUCUAGCUCUAGCUCUAGCUCUAGCUCUAGCUCUAGCUCUACCACCAGCUCUAGCUCUAGCACAAGCUCCGAUUCUAGCUCCAGCUCCAGCUCAAGCUCUUCGUCCUCGUCGACUUCUUCCUCAUCGACCUCUUCCUCCACCACUUCAAGCAACUUGACUACAUCGUCGUCUGCCGUGGCUUCUCCCUCGUCCUCAGCGACUUCGGUUCCGGCCUCCACGACCUCCUCGUCUUCGUCUUCGUCGUCGUCGUCUACUUCCUCUUCCUCUUCCACCACCUCUUCUCCCACGACCACCAGCUCUGCAGCGACCGUGACCACGAUUCCUUCUUCGUCCGACUCGUCAACCUCGAGUGAUGAGUCGACGACCGAGUCGACGACGACUUACACUUCGUAUAUCACGACUACGAUCACCUGGUGGUGGACUACUUUGACCGAGGAUCUCUCGUCUACGACUACCUCCGCGUCUUCGACUUUGACUCCUUUUGCCACUGAAUCGUCGACGUCGUCAUUGACUACCACUUCCUCGUCUUCGUCCUCGACCUCGACCUCGACUUCGGCAUCCACUUUUGCGACCUCGACCUCAUCGACAUCCUCGACAUCCUCGACUUCGUCGUCAACCACAUCAGCGGCUGCUACCACCGAGACCACUGCUACUUCCACAUCGACCGAGUCUACGUCUACAUCAAGCUCAACCGACAGCACAUCCUCGAGCUCGUCGACUCCAGUUUCGACCAUCAUCCCCUACGCCAUCACAUACAGUCCCUACAACGACGACGGUAGCUGCAAGACCAGCUCCGAAGUUGCGACCGAUUUUAAGCUGAUCCAGUCCAAGGGCAUCACCCGCAUCCGCGUGUACGGCACCGACUGCAACUCGAUGACGACGAUCGAGACCCAGCUCUCGACAUAUGGACUGAACGUGCUCCAGGGCUUUUGGUUUGAUGGAACUGGAGUCGAUGUUAUUGAUGAUGGUGUCGACGAGGUGAUUGAGUGGGGUUCGACCGAUGACAACUGGGACAUGGUUGAGAUGAUUAUCAUUGGAAACGAGGCCGUCCAGAACGGAUACGUGACCGCCGACGACCUGCUGACGAAGAUCACUUCCGUCCGCACGCUCUUGCGCGACGCGGGAUAUACCGGCCCGAUCACGACCGCCGAGUCACCGAGCUCGUUCAUUGACAACCCGACUCUGUGCCAGUCCGACUCCCUCGACCUUGUCGCGAUCAACUCGCACCCUUACUUUGACUCGUCCGCGACGCCCGAGACCGCUGGUACUUUCAACAAGGGCCAGAUCACGGUGACGAAAGCGGCCUGCAACGACAAGGAAGUCUUCAUUACCGAGACCGGAUACCCGAGCUCGGGACUGACAAACUACAACAACGUGCCGUCGCCGGCGAACCAGCGGAUUGCCAUCAAGAACAUUCUCGAGGAAUCUGCUGGCAAUAUCGUCAUUUUCACGGUUUACGAUGAUCUAUGGAAGAGUCUUGGACCAUACGAAGUCGAGCAGUCAUUUGGUAAGUUCCUUUUGCAAUGUUUUUUUGAAUAUGGAAUUUCGCAGUUCGCUAACAUUUAA
Myxozyma melibiosi is the source of this 2262-nucleotide messenger RNA. RefSeq names its product glycoside hydrolase superfamily. The transcript has 3 exons. Gene Ontology annotation, molecular function: glucan endo-1,3-beta-D-glucosidase activity. Gene Ontology annotation, biological process: carbohydrate metabolic process; cell wall organization. Lineage: Eukaryota; Fungi; Ascomycota; Lipomycetes; Lipomycetales; Lipomycetaceae. Gene Ontology annotation, cellular component: fungal-type cell wall; extracellular region; cell surface. Bases 1 to 2262 code for a protein of 753 amino acids. The record is from RefSeq and is a predicted model, not a curated record.